Molecule: messenger RNA, 1554 nt
Organism: Trypanosoma theileri
Lineage: Eukaryota; Euglenozoa; Kinetoplastea; Trypanosomatida; Trypanosomatidae
Product: putative MFS transporter
Exons: 1
Coding region: 1-1554 (517 amino acids)
Biological process (GO): transmembrane transport
Molecular function (GO): transmembrane transporter activity
Source: RefSeq, a predicted model, not a curated record
AUGGCCUCUGGUGGUGUUUUUCGCAAUCGCAAUGUAGUUCUUACCAUGGCAUUUAAUUUCCUUGAUGGAGCGUGCUUUAGUGUCUGGAGUGCGCAACUGCUGCCAGUGUUGGUGAACUCUUUAGGCGGUGAUAAGGCUGUUGGUUGGUGUGCAGCCGCAUUAGGUGUAGCGCAGAUAGUGGGAGCCACUAUUGCUGGUUAUACCGCAGAUAAACUACCACGUAAAGUGGUAAUUCGCAUUGGUGCCUUUUCUGGACUUGUUGCCGUUCCAUCUACUAUCGUUACUGUGCAGUUACUUGUGAUGCCAUCAUUUUACAUUUCCCAAGCUCUCUGGGGUAUCUAUCUUGGUAUGGUUUCUACAAGCUCUGAGGCACUUUUUGCAGAUAGUGUGGCAUCUGGUCAUCGUGCAUUCAUUUACAAUCUUAAAUGGAUUAUUCAGAUUGUCUGUUAUUGUGUUGGUUACUUAGUAGCGCUUAUUAUGCUUUUGGUAAUGGGAAAUGUGUGGUCUACGAAGAGUCUGCAGAUAGUAAUGACAGUAGGACUGGCCGCCCAUCCUAUUGCUCAAUUACUGUUAUUAUUAUUAAAGGAUGAAAAUGCACUGCGUGUUGGUGAUAGUGAUUUACAAGCAGCAGCAGCCAUUAAAAAUAGUAAUACAAUACCACAAAAGAAAGUUCUACAAUCUACGCUUACAACAACACUUAUUGGAGAGGAGGAAACUAUUGUCACGUACGCUGAGAAUAAAACCUCUAUUCAAGUUAAUGCUAAAGAUGAAGAGAACUUAUCUCUGGGACUCCAAAAUAACUCAAAGGAAUAUAGAGAAGAUCAUAUAAACCAAACUAACGUAUGUGAAACUGAUACUUAUUUAUAUUUUAAUUCACCAGACUCUCAUGAUUAUAGAGCUAUAGUUUCUUGGAUAUGUUCACCAAAUGCAGUACCCUAUAUGGUUUGUUUUACCGAUUUCUGGAUGGCUGUUGGGUCUGCUAUGACUGUGCAAUAUAUAACUCUCUUUCUAGUACAUGAUUAUAAAAUUACACCUACAUUGCUGAUGGGUGCUUAUAUUAUUAUCUCCUGUAGUGCCGCUCUCUGUGCUGCCAUUGUACGAUAUGUGGGUGAGCAUUAUAUUGGGCGUCUACCUGCUGUUAUUGCCGUACGCAUUGUGGGUACAACUUUUUUACUAUUGCUCGCCAUUGCAAGAGGUCCUAUGGCAAAGUUUGCCCUGGUGGUUACUUUUUUUAUUAUAAGGAAUGCAACUAUGAACUCCACAAUGGGUAUUACACGCAGUGUGAUUAUGGAUUGUGUACGUAAGGAAAGUCGUGCCAAGUGGUCAGCGUUUGAGAGUUUCUCCUCCUUUACCUGGGCCGGUAGUGCUGUGAUCGGAGGAUAUAUCGCUGAUGCCAAAGGCUAUCAGUUUACAUUCUUUAUUACUGCGAUUAUUCACUACGCUGGUAUACUCGUACUUAUUCCCGCUGCAGUGGCAAUGCAUGGCGCAGAGACGCGUCUACGUGCAGUGAAACGAGCACAGCGAGAGGCGCAACGAAAUACUGGUUUUUCCUGA